Messenger RNA from Canis lupus familiaris (dog), 5786 nucleotides. It is a transcript of the gene GRIA1, whose product is annotated as glutamate ionotropic receptor AMPA type subunit 1. Gene Ontology annotation, biological process: synaptic transmission, glutamatergic; monoatomic ion transport; modulation of chemical synaptic transmission. Gene Ontology annotation, molecular function: transmitter-gated monoatomic ion channel activity involved in regulation of postsynaptic membrane potential; AMPA glutamate receptor activity. Gene Ontology annotation, cellular component: plasma membrane; postsynaptic membrane; AMPA glutamate receptor complex. The transcript has 14 exons. The coding region runs from base 279 to 2579 and encodes 766 amino acids. Lineage: Eukaryota; Metazoa; Chordata; Mammalia; Carnivora; Canidae. The record is from RefSeq and is a predicted model, not a curated record.
GGAGAGGGGGAGCGAGCGCUCCGCCAGCAUGAGGACGGGCUGCUCCGCUCCGCGCUCAGUUAAUCGGGCUGUCAGUUGGCGUUAACGCGGCCGUGGAAGUGCUCCGAUUCCAGGGGAAACAGACGAACCUCCCCGAAGGGAAGAAGGAAGCACGCAAGGAGGGCACGAACUGCAGGAGGGAAAGAACAGGCGAGCAGAGAGAGGAAUCUAGGGAAGGGGGGGAAAUACCAAAUCUAUGACUGGACCUGGGCUUCUUUUUCGCCAAUGCAAAAAGGAAUAUGCAGCACAUUUUUGCCUUCUUCUGCACCGGUUUCCUAGGCGCGGUAGUAGGUGCCAAUUUCCCCAACAAUAUCCAGAUCGGGGGAUUAUUUCCAAACCAGCAGUCACAGGAACAUGCCGCUUUUAGAUUUGCUUUGUCACAACUCACAGAGCCCCCGAAACUGCUCCCCCAGAUUGAUAUUGUGAACAUCAGCGACAGCUUUGAGAUGACCUAUAGAUUCUGUUCCCAGUUCUCCAAAGGAGUCUACGCCAUCUUUGGGUUUUAUGAACGGAGAACUGUCAACAUGCUGACCUCCUUCUGUGGGGCCCUCCAUGUCUGCUUCAUUACACCGAGCUUUCCUGUUGACACCUCCAAUCAGUUUGUCCUUCAGCUGCGCCCAGAGCUGCAGGAUGCUCUUAUCAGCAUCAUCGACCAUUACAAAUGGCAGAAAUUUGUCUACAUUUAUGAUGCCGACCGGGGUUUGUCCGUCCUGCAGAAAGUUCUGGACACAGCUGCUGAGAAGAACUGGCAGGUGACAGCAGUCAACAUUUUGACCACCACAGAGGAAGGAUACCGGAUGCUCUUUCAGGACCUAGAAAAGAAAAAGGAGCGGCUAGUGGUGGUGGACUGUGAAUCAGAACGCCUCAAUGCCAUCUUGGGCCAGAUUAUAAAGCUGGAGAAGAAUGGCAUUGGCUACCACUACAUCCUUGCAAAUCUGGGUUUCAUGGAUAUUGACUUAAACAAAUUCAAGGAGAGUGGAGCAAAUGUGACAGGUUUCCAGUUGGUGAACUACACAGACACCAUCCCAGCCAAGAUCAUGCAGCAGUGGAAGAACAGUGAUGCUCGAGACCACACCCGAGUGGACUGGAAGAGACCUAAGUACACCUCUGCGCUCACCUACGAUGGGGUGAAGGUGAUGGCUGAGGCUUUUCAGAGCCUGCGGAGGCAGAGAAUUGAUAUAUCCCGCCGAGGGAAUGCUGGGGACUGCCUGGCUAACCCAGCUGUGCCGUGGGGCCAGGGGAUCGACAUCCAGAGAGCUCUGCAGCAGGUGCGGUUUGAAGGCUUGACAGGAAACGUGCAGUUUAAUGAGAAGGGACGCCGGACCAACUACACCCUUCAUGUGAUUGAAAUGAAGCAUGAUGGCAUCCGAAAGAUCGGUUACUGGAAUGAAGAUGAUAAGUUUGUCCCUGCAGCCACUGAUGCUCAAGCCGGGGGGGACAAUUCAAGUGUCCAGAAUAGGACAUAUAUCGUCACUACAAUCCUAGAAGAUCCUUAUGUGAUGCUCAAGAAGAAUGCCAACCAGUUUGAGGGCAAUGACCGCUACGAGGGCUACUGUGUAGAGCUGGCGGCAGAGAUUGCCAAGCAUGUGGGCUACUCCUACCGUCUUGAGAUUGUCAGUGAUGGAAAAUAUGGAGCCCGUGACCCUGACACCAAGGCUUGGAAUGGCAUGGUGGGAGAACUGGUCUAUGGAAGAGCCGAUGUGGCCGUAGCUCCUUUAACUAUCACCUUGGUCCGGGAAGAGGUGAUAGAUUUCUCCAAGCCAUUUAUGAGUUUGGGGAUCUCCAUCAUGAUAAAAAAGCCACAGAAGUCCAAGCCAGGGGUUUUCUCCUUCCUCGAUCCUUUGGCUUAUGAAAUCUGGAUGUGCAUUGUCUUUGCCUACAUUGGAGUGAGUGUCGUCCUUUUCCUGGUCAGCCGCUUCAGCCCAUAUGAAUGGCACAGUGAAGAGUUUGAGGAAGGGCGGGACCAGACAACCAGUGACCAAUCCAAUGAGUUUGGGAUAUUCAACAGUCUGUGGUUCUCCCUGGGAGCAUUCAUGCAACAAGGAUGUGACAUUUCUCCCAGGUCCCUGUCUGGCCGCAUCGUUGGUGGUGUCUGGUGGUUCUUCACCUUGAUCAUCAUCUCCUCAUACACAGCCAACCUGGCUGCCUUCCUGACCGUGGAGAGGAUGGUGUCUCCCAUCGAGAGUGCUGAGGACCUAGCGAAGCAAACGGAAAUCGCUUAUGGGACCCUGGAAGCAGGGUCCACUAAGGAAUUCUUCAGGAGGUCUAAAAUUGCUGUGUUUGAGAAGAUGUGGACAUACAUGAAGUCAGCAGAGCCAUCAGUUUUUGUGAGGACCACAGAGGAGGGAAUGAUCCGAGUGAGGAAAUCCAAAGGCAAAUACGCCUACCUUCUGGAAUCUACUAUGAAUGAGUACAUUGAGCAGCGGAAACCCUGUGACACCAUGAAGGUGGGAGGUAACUUGGAUUCCAAAGGCUAUGGCAUUGCAACGCCCAAGGGGUCCGCCCUGAGGGUCAGAAACCAAAGACAAAAUUUCUUUUAGCUGAAUCAAAGGCUGACCAACAUUCCUUCUCCUGAGAUCCUACAACUGUCUGUUCCUUGAGUAUACUGCAGAGGAGAAAACUACCUACAGUGGUCACAGGUGAAGGGAACUUUGGCCUUAUUUGUGUUUCCUAAUAUAACCUUGAGAUAUCUGCAUUUUAACUGAGGCUCCUGACAUUACUCUCUAUUUCCAUCUGCUUGGUUGGAGAUAACCUCUCCCACAUUACCCACCACUCCAAGCUACUGGGCCAGCAGCAUCUUCUGGGCUCUUAGCUUUCUGCUCCAUCCAUGAUAGUGUUUACCUUAUAUGGUCCACACUGACAAUGUCAGAGUCUGGACUAUUAAAACAGAAGGGGUCUUUGAAAUCAUUGUCCAAAAGGGAGGUGAUUAAAAGAGUGCUUUCUAGGAUCUGACUCCACAAAUGCCCAGACCUAUCCUAGGCUCAACCACUCUUCCCUUAGGAAGGCAAGCCAACAAGCACUGGUCUUUGCUGAGGCUCUGGCUCCCACUCCAAACAAAAUCACCCUGGUUUGGCCUCAGUAAAGCAGAAACACCAAUGAAAGAAGGCCCUCGGCAUAUGUGAUUUACUCAUCCUCCGAGGCCUGUAUAGAAGAGGUUGCAGCAGGGCUUUAGAGAAAGACAUAAGGGAAGAAUAGAAGUGGCUGGACCUUCUUCACAGAGGAAGAACCCUGGGCUUCAGAACCCUCCAGCUCCAUGAAAGGAACAGUUAGAAUGACCAUGCUCACUUGUACACUGACCUUUAAUCCAGUGCAAGGAAAUUCCCACCCUUCGUGGUCCCCCUAAUGCCUUUAAAUAGCUGCUCAUCAAUAGCUGCCCUCCCUCUUCUUGAGGACAGUUACAGAGCUCCUUAAAAUCUCUUCCCCUAGAAGCCCAGUGGAUCUCAGCCUAGAUACAUCAUGGACCAAUAUAGAGACAAAAAAUAAAAUGGUGGUAGGGACACAUGACAAUGAUUUAUCUUGCCAAGAAAUCUUGAUAUCUUAAGACAAAAAAUGACCACCUCUUAUCAGCAUAAUAUAAUAAGAGAAGAAAUGUAUUAACACUACAAAAGAAGGAAGAAAUUAAUCAAUUGCACAUGAAGGACUGUCUUAAAUGGAAAAGUUCAGCUUUCUAAAAACUCACUAUACAAUCCUUAUCUAUCCUCAUUUUCCCAUUGACAAGUGAAAGCUUCAUCACAUAUUGGCCUGGCUCUUUGGAGCCAACAUUUUGGGACCACUGACUGAAUCCUAACUUUUUACCCAGCACCUGAAUUCCCUCCAUGUUCUUUCCUGACCAAUAGUUAUCCCAUCUAUUGCCUCCAUUAUCCCUGGAUUCAGGGUUAAAACUUUCAAUAUUGUCCUUUUCUCUCAUAUGAGUUAUACACUGGUUAAUUAAUUAAUACAUAUUUACUUGGGACUGACUGCACAGUAUAGAUGGGCUGCUAGUUGAGUCCUCUCCCUGCUUACACACCUCCCCUGUCUCUCUUGCCUGCAGGUAAAGUGCUGACUUCUUGGCAUAGCAUUCCAGAAUAAUUAGGAAUUGGACUCAGUCCAACCUCAUGUCCCAGAAGUCCUGGGCCUGUGCUUCCUAGCUCUACUUCCUGAUUCCACUCUUCCAUUUUCACAGAGCACCCCCUGAAGAUUUUCAAACUCCUACACACUAUCAGAUGUAAACUCUCCCAUUUUCUGGUGCUUCCAUAAUUCUUUAUUUUAAAAUCAGAUAUAGUCUUCUAUCAACUAUUAAGAAGCUUUUCUGCCUCCCACAUAAGACUGUACAUUCCUUGAAAGAUGAAGUUUAUAACUUUCUCAGCUCUUUAUUUCUACUAAGUAUCUAGAAUGGUAUUUGACACUUAAUUGGCUCUCAUAAAUAUUUGGAGAGUUGACUUGAAGACAUCAACUCUUUACACCAAAGGCUUUAUAAUCAAGUGAAAGACUAAGGCUAUUAUACCUGAAACUGUAGUAGGCAAGGCAACAAAUUGACUGCUAGGUUCCAGGGAAGUUCAAAUGAAAGGUCAAUAAGAAAUCAAGUAUUGAUGGAAAAAUUCAAGGAAAACAUGGGUAGCAUUGCAGGGCAACCAGUGUUAGGAGAGAAGCUAAGGAGAACAGCAAGCUGCAAGCGUAUAGAAGCAGGAAGAAAAACACUGUUUGAAGGGGAACAGGAUGCCUAGCAGCCUAGUUUGAUUAGAACUGAAGCUUCCUUUGAGGGAGGAGAGGAUAGCAUAUCACUACAGGCUGGGUAUAAGUUCCAAGGGCUGUUUCAUCCCAUACUCCUCAGAUGCUUGAAUUCAAAGUUUUGAAAGAGAGACGGUUGCUUCAAAACUGAAGCCCAGAAUUCAGUCUUUAGCCUUUCAUAAGCUGAGGCCCAAUUAAAAUCAUCUGAAAUAUCUCCCUUGACUGCUUUUUUUCCCAAACUUCAAUUUCCCUAUAAGUAUAUGAUAAUCGAACUUCUUCACAGUGCAAGUUUGAAUACAUUGAAUUUUAAUGAGUACAAAGUCAUCCUGGAGACUACCUUUCUAUGGUUCCAACUCCUCCCUACUCAAUAUUUCCAAAGAUAAUUCAUUGAUUCAGAUACUCCUCUGGACCCAUGAGCUCCUAUGGCUGAAAGUCAGGGCUCAGGUAGUUGAGGGUCUGCCAGAACCAGAAUAGCUUCAGGCAACUGUCCUUCUAGCAUCAUCAUUUUGAUCUCCUACGAAAGAAAAGGAAGGAAGGAAGGAAGGAAGGAAGGAAGGAAGGAAGGAAGGAAGGAAGGAAGGAAGGAAGGAAGGAAGGAAAAUUUUUGGCCUCUUCCUUACAGUCAAGUGGUAAAUUAGCAUCUUAUUAAAUUGGGCUAUAAUGAGGUUUUUCUCAUUUGUGGCUUUGUUCUCCUGUGGGCUUAGAGAAUGGAAAUCCUUCAGUGUUACAACAGUGUGCAAAGUAAAAGAAGGACUGAGGGAGUAUGGGGAGAAAGGCCUAAAGAAGUUUUCUUGGACUUACCAAUACAUACAGCACCUAAUCUGGGUCAAGCUGGAAAACAAUGGUUAUGUGUGUAGACUUCAGUCAGACAGAGUUGAAUUAGAACCUUAGGCUAAUUAUGUAUUUGUCUGUGGAAUGGAAAUAGUAAUAAUGUGAUGACUAAAUAGAAGUGUGAAGGUUAAAUGAAAUAAAGCAUGUAAAGUGUUAAUGCCUGGCCCAUAAGAAGCUAUCAAAAAAAUAAAUGUUAACUACAACUAUUA